Molecule: messenger RNA, 1025 nt
Organism: Solanum pennellii
Lineage: Eukaryota; Viridiplantae; Streptophyta; Magnoliopsida; Solanales; Solanaceae
Exons: 7
Coding region: 74-736 (220 amino acids)
Source: RefSeq, a predicted model, not a curated record
ACCAAUUCUAAUCAAAACCAUAAACCCAACCUAUUCUUCUCUCACUCUUUUCCUCUCAAAAACCAAAAACAAAAUGGUAUCACAAAGAAAAAGUUCUGCCUCUCAACCACCCACAAGAAAAAAAAGGAAAAAGAAGUCAUCAUCAUCGUCCGAUGAUAAACCUCCUUCGCGAUAUCCAAAGGCAAAUGAUAACGAUGUGGAUUCACCUGGAAAAUCGGUACCGAUCUGGGAGAAAUUGAAGGAGCAAUAUUCGAUAGAUCGAUCCAAACUCUGCGGCAACAGCUCCGCUAAUGAUAAAGUUCAGGCUGCCGGAAAAGUUGACGGCGUUGCUGCCAGAAAAGGUGUCAGAUCUGUCACAGAAGGUACUGAAAUGAAGAAGCCUUGGUGUCAACUUAUAGCAGAGUUUCCGCAGGAUUCCAUUUGGUGGAAAGUAUAUCAAGAAUUUCUUUAUACUCAAAAUUCAAACACAAACUCGAGAUCUCUGGUUAAAAUAGAAACAAUUUCAUCCACUGCAAUGCUGAAUUCAACAGUGGAGAUUUUUGAGCAAUGCUUUAUGACUGUCAGUCAUGAGCUGCGCUUACACGCCCCUGCUGUGGAUGAUCCGGACAAGUUACUCGCUAAUACAUUAUUUGAGGUUGUAUUCAAUGAGAGCCGGAAUUCACCAUUCAUUUUGUUGGUGAAAAAUGCUGACAAAGUAAUGGCAAGAAACUCAGAAUUAUAUUCAAACUCGGCUUGAGAAGCUUCCUGAUAAUGUAAUUAUUAUUGGUUCACAAUCGGCUUGAGAAGCUUCCUAAUAAUGUAAUUACGAUUGGUUCACAGUCGGCUUGAGAAGCUUCCUGAUAAUGUAAUUACUAUUGGUUCACACGCUCAUACAGAUAAUCAUAAGGAGAAGAUACUAUUUGAGAUCAGAUUGCCCACGAAUAUAGAUGCAUGUGUUAUAUCUUUUCUAAUUUUAUAAUGUGUAUACAGUGUAUUAAAAGACCUGUAUGAAAAUUUAUUAUGGAUUAAAUUUCUUGGCUAUAGUA